This is a messenger RNA of Saccharomyces paradoxus, 849 nucleotides long. RefSeq names its product N-terminal L-serine N(alpha)-acetyltransferase NatD (gene NAT4). Gene Ontology annotation, cellular component: nucleus. Bases 1 to 849 code for a protein of 282 amino acids. NCBI's taxonomy places the organism in Eukaryota, Fungi, Ascomycota, Saccharomycetes, Saccharomycetales, Saccharomycetaceae. The transcript has a single exon. Gene Ontology annotation, molecular function: histone H2A acetyltransferase activity; protein N-terminal-serine acetyltransferase activity; histone H4 acetyltransferase activity. The record is from RefSeq and is a predicted model, not a curated record.
AUGUGUUGUUCACUAUAUAAUAAAGUCACAUACGACAAUAUACGAACAUCGAAAGAGCGCUUAAAAGAGAGACGAGAGGUCGCUAUGGCACCAAUGUUCCAGCAGUUCUUGAGUAUUUGCAUGGAAAAAUUUCCUGAAACUCUAGAGUUCAAGAACAGCGAUGCAAACGGUAAUAUCACUACCACUAUUCUGGAAAGGAAGAUGAUCUACAUUCCUGAGGGUGACCGUCAUGCUACUGACAGUCCCAAGUGUAUAAACUACAGGUUCCACAAAUCCUGCGGCGACCAAAUGUUGGACUCAUGUGUGCAAUUAGUAGACGAACACCUUGGCGCCAAGUAUCGCCGGGCCUCGCGCAUUAUGUACGGCAACCGGAAGCCGUGGAAGGCAAACAAACUCGUAGAGAUGAAAAGCGCCGGCCUUGUGUAUGUCAGUUACUGGGACAACGGCGUGCUGGGUGCAUUUGCCUCAUUCAUGCUUACAGAGGAAACGGGGCUCGUCGAAGGCGAUGUUGCACAUGAGGUCAGCGUGCCCGUGAUUUACCUUUACGAGGUACAUGUAGCUUGUGCACACCGUGGGCACGGGAUCGGUCGGCGGCUAUUGGAGCGCGCACUGUGCGAGGGAGUAGCCCGACAUGUCCGCCGCAUAUGUGACAAUUUCUUCGGUGUAGCACUCACCGUAUUCAGCGAUAAUACACGGGCACGGCGGCUGUAUGAAGCACUGGGAUUUUACCGCGCUCCAGGAUCACCCGCAGCAGAAACGGCAACAAUUCGUCCAACGCGACAUGGUGGGGGUCGUCUCUACGUGCCACGCGAUCCGCUUUAUUACGUAUAUUGCCUUCACAUGCUGUGA